Bubalus bubalis (water buffalo) is the source of this 1908-nucleotide messenger RNA. RefSeq names its product transmembrane protein 116 (gene TMEM116). Gene Ontology annotation, cellular component: plasma membrane. Gene Ontology annotation, biological process: adenylate cyclase-activating G protein-coupled receptor signaling pathway. The coding region runs from base 583 to 1677 and encodes 364 amino acids. The transcript is spliced from 11 exons. The record is from RefSeq and is a predicted model, not a curated record. NCBI's taxonomy places the organism in Eukaryota, Metazoa, Chordata, Mammalia, Artiodactyla, Bovidae. Gene Ontology annotation, molecular function: G protein-coupled receptor activity.
UUAAACUAUGUAAUUUAGUAAUGUAAUUAUAUGGCGGGAAUUUUGGUACAGAAUAUUUAAGAAAAUGUUAAUAUUAAAUAAAUAUGAGACGUUAAUAACCCCUUCUUCUUUCACACCUUUUCCAGAUAUUCCUAAAAACUGACUAAUUGAGUGAAUAUACAGUCUCUCUUCCCCAAUACAGGCUAUUGUCCCUAAACAGGAACAGAUUUCAAACAGAAUUCCCUUCUUCCCUAUUUUUCUAUCCAUUUUUUUAUUCCAUUUCUCCCUUGCAGCUCCAUUUAUCUUUUCUUAGUGACUCAUUCUCUAUUUUUUAUUAUUCCUACCUCUUGCCACUUCUUACAAUUCCUAAUGCUUUUUAGAACUUUGUUUCCUUGUCACCUGCUCUUUCUAUUUUUGUUCUUUCUGCUUGGCUUUCUCCUCCACUUCUCACUAGUUUCUCUCCUUGCCCUCAAGAUACAGGGCAGGAUUGGGUAGGGAGGAGCCCAGCUGGGUUAAGGGUGGAGCUACCUGUUUACUGCUUGGAAUUCAGAACCUGACCAGGAAGGAUCAGGCUGCUUAAAUUUAGCUGAGGCUGAAGUCCGUAUGGCCUUCCUACUGGAGACUAGCAUUUUGGAGGACAGUUGGGAUUUGUUUUUUUCUGCAAUACAGUGGAUACAGUUUGUGAUGGCUACUCUGAGUGUUAUAGGUUCAAGCUCACUUGUUGCCUAUGCUAUAUUCCAGAACAUACAGAAAUCUCCAGAGAGAAGACCGCUGUUUUACUUGAGCUUCUCUGACCUCCUCUUGGGGAUAUACUGGCUCACUGAGGCACUUCUCUAUGGUACUUCAGCAGCCAAUAAGGACAUUGUCUGCUAUAACCUGCAAGUAGUUGGACAGGUAUUGUACAUCUCCUCAUUUUUCUACACCAUCAAUUAUAUCUGGUAUUUGUACAAAGAACUGAGGAUGAAACCUAGCCAGAGUGCACAGAGGACCUUUUCACUGGUUAUAGAUUAUACCUGCCGAAUUGGUCAAAUAGCCAUCAUUUUGUCCAGUCUGAUACCUCUACUGUUGAUGGUACCUGUAUUCUGUUUGGGCAAUGUCAGUGAAUGUUUCCGCAACUUCAGCCAGAGCCACAGGUGUAUCCUGAUGUACUCACCACCACCAGCCAUGGCUGAGCUCCUGCCUUCUGCCAACACAUCAGUCUGUAGCACACUUUAUUUUUAUGGGCUCAUCAUUUUCUUGGCCAGCUUUGUACUCAGCUUCUUCACCAUUGUGGUCUUACUCAUUCAAGCCCAGACACUUUACAAGAAGUUUCUGAAAUCGACUGGCUUUCUGGGGAGUGAACAGUGGGCAGUGAUUCAUAUCAUGGAACAGCGAGUACGUUUCUACCCAGUGGCCUUCUUUUGCUGCUGGAGCCCAGCUGUCAUUCUGAUGAUCAUAAAGCUGACAAAACUACAGGACACCAGACUUCAUAUGGCCCUCUAUGUUCUCCAGGCUCUAACAACAUCAUCUCAGGGUCUGCUCAACUGUGGAGUAUAUGGCUGGACACAGUACAAGUUCUACCAACUAAAGCAAGAGGCUCGGCGUGAUGCAGACACCCAGACACCAUUGUUAUGCUCACAGAAAAGAUUCUAUUGCAGGGGCCUAGAUCCGUUGGAGUCAACUCUUGCUUUUGCUACUAGCAGCUCUACCAUUCUUUGAAACUAUAAAACUAGAGCAUCCAGAACUGGAAUUAUUCUGCACUAAUGGUUUGGGCAGAGUGUUUGUGGUCAACAUCUUAAGUCUUUUCUAACCAUACCUUAAGCUACAGAAGUGAAAGAGAAUAUAGUACCAUGAUUGGUAGCUACUCUAGUUGAAGUGGGUGGAAUCUAUCCAUUCUUCUUAGAUUCACAGAUUAAGUCACUGUUCAAGGAGAUGAAGCUACUUUCCACC